Messenger RNA from Naegleria lovaniensis, 534 nucleotides. RefSeq lists its product as uncharacterized. Gene Ontology annotation, biological process: vesicle-mediated transport; intracellular protein transport. The transcript has a single exon. The record is from RefSeq and is a predicted model, not a curated record. Gene Ontology annotation, molecular function: GTP binding; GTPase activity. Bases 1 to 534 code for a protein of 177 amino acids. Gene Ontology annotation, cellular component: cytoplasm. NCBI's taxonomy places the organism in Eukaryota, Heterolobosea, Eutetramitea, Acrasida, Naegleriidae.
AUGGGUCAAUUACUUUCGAACCUCUUUCCUUCUCUUUUCGGAGAUUUGAAUGCCAAAAUUUUAAUGCUUGGAUUGGAUGCUGCUGGUAAAACAGCAACUCUCUAUAAACUUCAUUUGGAUGAAGAUGUCACAACUAUUCCCACGAUUGGAUUCAAUGUUGAAACAGUUCAAUAUAGAAAUGUGAGAAUGACAAUUUUUGAUUUGGGAGGACAAUACAAGAUUCGACAAUUAUGGAGACAUUAUUAUCAAAAUAAUGAUGCUAUUAUAUUCAUUGUGGAUUCUGCAGAUAGAGAUCGAAUGGAGGAAGCUCGUGAAACUUUACAUCAAGUGCUGGAAAGUGCUGAAUUGCAAAAUGUGAAAUUACUUGUUUUGGCAAAUAAGCAAGAUUUGCCUCAAGCUUUGUCUGCCAGUCAAGUUGCAAAGGAAUUAAACUUGAACAGUGUGAAACAAGAGUGGUUCAUACAACCUUGCUCGGCUCGAACUGGAAAAGGAUUGUAUGAAGGUUUUGACUGGUUGUCUGGUAAAUUGAAAUAA